AUGGUAAGCGACAUAACCAGUGGACAAAGGAUCCAUUAUUGAUUUCAGCUCGGUGUGGGGUGUCUUUUGCAAUGCUCAUUCCGCAAAGAAAAGAUCCGAUUAGUAAGCCAGGUCAAGAAAGAUGAGCUGCCAGUAGAAAAAGAAGAGCUCAAACCUAAAAAUGCAACAGAACCAGAGUCCAAACUGUAAGUAUUGGCGGGAUAUAUUUUUUAUUCGUCAUGGGAACAGUCACUUUAUGUAGUUAUUUUCAGAAUCUUCCUGGCUCCGAAAGCCGCAAAUAAAUCACAAGAAGACACGUUGAAACACGUCAAAUCCAUUCAGCGGGAUCCCGAUAAGACUGUAGAACAAUUAUAA
Bursaphelenchus xylophilus (pine wood nematode) is the source of this 354-nucleotide messenger RNA. The record is from the annotation of a GenBank genome assembly. Lineage: Eukaryota; Metazoa; Nematoda; Chromadorea; Rhabditida; Aphelenchoididae.